ACAUUGCUCAAGUCCCUGAAGAUGCUCCUGAAAGAAAUGCAGCAGGAUUACACAUGUGCGCAUAUGGAGGAUGUGCUGAUAGAGACCUCUUGGAAUUACCAUAGGCCUCGUGGAACUGAACAGGACGCUCUCAACUUUGCGUGCCUCCAUCGGCAUUUAAAUAAAGGAUUGACACAUAUAUUCGAAUUAGUCAUGAAGAAAUUGUGGGACGGAUUUCAUGAAUACGAAAUGUGGCGGAAGGCAGUGGCGAUGUUUCGUGAAUUUAUAAGGACUUUCCCGACGGCCUUUUGUGGAUUUAUAAGGUCUUUUGUGACAACCUUUUGUGGAUUUAUAAGGACUUUUCCAUCGACCUUUUGUGGAUUUAUAAGGACUUUUCCAACGACCUUUUGUGGAUUUAUAAGGACUUUUGUGACGAUCUUCUUUGGAUUUAUAAGGACAUUUGUGCAAAAAAAAGGGCUGCUUUGGAUUUUUGUGCUCGGCAUUUCUGGAUGGAGCACGGUUACCAUAUUGGUUCUUUUAAAAAACAGAUACGAAACGGACUCCACGACCAUAGGGCUGUCGACUGCCUAUCUUCGCUGGACAAACACCUUCCCAUCGAUUGCAAUCUGUUUGACAAAAACGCAAUCGGGAAGCGAAUUCCAGGACGCAAUAAAGAAACGUUUUGGUCCCAAAAUACCCUACGUCAUAAUAAGAAGUUUAUACUCAUAUAUUUUUGUUAACCCUAACAGCAUCAACGCAGCAUCAACCGCUUGCAAGAAGCCGAACUCGUGCAAUUUUGAUAUCUUUGAAUUAAGAAGAGAGUUCUUUCCAACAAAUUGCACUGUGAUCUUUGAGAAAGUAUACUUUCGUGAAGAAUUGCAGCCAGAUUGCGAAGAGAUAUUCAAGUUUCAUGAGACGGAAAUGGGCUACUGCUUUCUGGCAAACAAUCUAUUGGACUAUAAGUCUAUCGAAGAGAUGCCUCUCAGGUAUUCUUCGUUGGAAAAACACCGAAAUCUGCGAUUAAUUUUACGACGAUCUCCAAUAUAUGGGUAUGAGUUGUACGUCAACAGCCCUGAGGAUCUUCCCUUCUUCAAUGCCUUGUCCUACAGCAUCUCACACGAACCCCAAGUACACGCCUUCAACGUCGAGGAGAUUGACAAUCACGAAGGCGUCAUCGACGAGCCUGUUUCCCAAAGGAAGUGCAAGUUCCCAAGCGAAAGUUCCGUCGAGGGGUUUCCUUACAGCUUCUCGACCUGCAUGUCCAUCAUCCGGAGUAAGUUUGAAAUGGAACUGUGCAACUGCUCUUUAUUCAGCCCCCAGAAUCGCAACGAAAGUAUCUUUUGCGGAAUGUUGGAUCUCCAAUGCUUGGACAACGCAAAGUUGGCAUCUAGAGUGAAGGAUUACGUUGGACAGAACAUGGCUUGCUUGCCAUCCUGCGUGGAGCAGCAGAUAAGUCUAGUGGGGUCCCAACUAGAUAAAAACAGCUCAUAUAUGAAUCAAGAAAACGUCGUCGAUAUUCAAAUAGCCUCUCCACCCACAGCGAGAUAUCACCGAACAGUCACCCAGACCAAACUGGAUCUAAUAGUUGGCAUCGGAAGUGUGGUAGGACUCUUCUUCGGCGCAUCCCUGCUGAACCUCUUGGAGAUCAUAUCGUACUUCAUAAAGACGGUCAAGACUAUGGUUUUUGCCCAACUCUGAAAAGAAGAACAUGAGACAGCAUUCUCCCGCACGUGGCAUUUGCUUACAUUCUUAUGGAGGGUAUGUCAGGAGAGCUCCUCAUUUUGUCGGAGGACUUUGCUCUCAGGUAGCGGUGCUUGAUAUCGACGCCAGAAUGUUCGUCCUGCAAAGGAACAGCAUAUGGACUCCACUUAGUUAAGCUCUGGAUUGAUGUCCGUUUACUCACAUCUCUCAUGUUGUAGGUUAUUACCAAGUUGUUGACGAAGCUCUCCAGGAAUUCCGGAUAAGAGUCCAGUACGUCCAGCAAGUCGUCCCUGUGCAGUUUAUGGAUAUCACAAUAUGUCAGUGCUCUCACCACACCGUUCGACUUCCCGACCGUUGGUUUUAAUUCAGCUAUCAAUUGAUCACUGAGCUCGCUUAACUCACCUAGUACAACAAUAUUGCCGGCUCUCUGGAUUUCUAUGGACCCCCUGGCUAUGAAAAACAAGGAGGUGAGUACAUCUCCCCGGUGGACUAGAAUAUCACCAGGCGGAGCAUGAGUUGUUUUAAACUUGAGGGAGAACGCUCUGCAAUUUGAAAAACUAGUUCCUCCUUCUUGCGAAUGUCGUGGCACGCAAACUCACCGUAGGCAACCAGGACUUGCCUCCGAGAAAGCCGCGCAUGUCGUCAGCAACUUUCUGUUCAGGUGCAGGCAAAUGUCCGCUUGCAGGCACUCGGGGAAUCCCUUGAGCAGCGAGUUCAUGUCGAUGCCAUUCGUAUCUAGAAGGCAGUGCAUUAGCAUGGGAAAAGAUAUGAUAAAAUGAUAAAUAAUGAUUACAGGUCCACGCGUGCUGAAAGUACUCCUCCAGUCGCUGCCUGAGCGGGUUGGGAAUCUGCAGAAGAGGAAGGUGCUCAGUUCUAUGCUAUACUAUGCUAAAUAAGGAUGUGCGUGCUUGGUACCUGGUGGAAGCGAAUAAACUCCCUAACGCGCAGCAUUUGGGUGUGAUAUCUGGCGGUUCCAGAGUAUAGCCUUUGAAUAAUGGCAGAUACGUUUCCAAAAAUACUUGCAUACAUAAGAGCUUGAAGAGGAAAUUAAAGGUCUCAAUACACGUAUUUAGAGAAAUAUAUCGAGGUUGCCUACAUCCAACGAGCAUCACGCAAAUAGUAAAUGCCUUUUCAGCAUCAGUAUUCGGUGCCACAUUGCCAAAUCCCACGGAAGUGAGCGAGGUGAACGUGAAAUACAAAGCUGUGAUAUAGCGCGACUGAAAGAGGAUCGUUUUAGAGUCAUGCGAAUCGUUUAGGUGGUCGAAGGGAAGCUCUACCUUUAUAGAGGGACCACCAGUUCGGUUGUCGAAAUAGGGUUCUUGAAUAUCGUAGGCCAACGAAUUGAGCCAACCGAUGUUCUUGGAAGCGAUAGACUUUUCCGCAUUUCCAAUCGCAUACCUUAAAUAGAGUUAAGCAAUUCCAAAAACAAAUCGACUAAUAUCAGGCUAGUUUACCAAAUGCAUGCCAACCAAUGGGCAAUUAAAAUAAAGGUCGCCAUCAACAAAAUAAGAACUGCA
This is a messenger RNA of Drosophila yakuba, 3197 nucleotides long. It is a transcript of the gene ppk29, whose product is annotated as acid-sensing ion channel 2. Bases 22 to 1677 code for a protein of 551 amino acids. Gene Ontology annotation, molecular function: ligand-gated sodium channel activity. The record is from RefSeq and is a predicted model, not a curated record. NCBI's taxonomy places the organism in Eukaryota, Metazoa, Arthropoda, Insecta, Diptera, Drosophilidae. Gene Ontology annotation, cellular component: membrane. The transcript is spliced from 13 exons. Gene Ontology annotation, biological process: sodium ion transmembrane transport.